Molecule: messenger RNA, 2198 nt
Organism: Physella acuta
Lineage: Eukaryota; Metazoa; Mollusca; Gastropoda; Physidae
Product: ganglioside GM2 activator
Biological process (GO): lipid transport; ganglioside catabolic process
Cellular component (GO): cytoplasmic side of plasma membrane
Molecular function (GO): lipid carrier activity; enzyme activator activity
Source: RefSeq, a predicted model, not a curated record
GCGUUUUAAAAUCUAACUCUAGUUGAGUAGUUGUUCUGAGAAUCUAAUCUAGAAUCUAAAUCUAGAUUAGUUCUAGACUAGAUACACAUUUUAUAUUAAAUUUAUUACCUUACCGUACUGGACGCGUUUCAUUAAAAUGUUAUUCUACAAAAUGAAAAUAGUGUGGUUUUUCUUUACAGUGAUUAAUAUUACAUGUGUAACCUCAAAUGCUGGAGUUGAAAACAUGAAAAUAUUGAAAAUUCAGGACGAGGAAAAAAUUUCUUAUUUCAACAAACACAACAUCGAUCUAGAUCACCUAGAUCUAAAUGAGGCCAUAAAAGAAGUAAAUAAAUAUAUUGCAACAGCUGAAGAAAGUUACAAAGAGAAAGCAUUUGAAUUUUUAAACAAAGUGAAAGAUGAAACUGAACACAGCAAAUUAUUGAAUCUUAUUCUUAAUCACAACGAUGCAAAUGUUCUUCACACUUCUUCAAGGACCCUUGCAGCAUUCAACUGGCAAAGUUGUGACAACAGCUCAGGACGGAUUGGUCAAGUAAAUGACUUGUCACUCUCCCCAGACCCCCUUGUAUUGCCUGGAAAGCUUGGUAUCAAGUUUGAUGUUGAAAUUAAAGAAACAGUUGACACACCACUAAAGGUUGUUGUGGAUUUGAAGAAACGGAUUGGUGAUUUUUGGAUUCACCUCCCUUGCAUCAGUGGGAUUGGCUCUUGUACUUAUGAAGACUUGUGUAGUAUUUUGACUUAUGCAGUUUGCCCUCAACCUUUCCUGGAUAAUAAAAUUCCUUGUAAAUGUCCUUAUACUAAGGGUCACUACAUUAUGCCUUUAAGUUUCAUUGAAAUCGAUGCCUCUAUUCCUAAUGGAGAAUACUAUGCUAAAGGCCAGUUCUCGUACAAGGACAAACUAGUGUACUGUAUUGAAUUAUAUUUUACUAUUGCUUAAAGUGAAUAAGCUUUAAGCUUUUUUUUAUUUCUGUUACUCAUCUGCUUUAUUUGCUCCACAAUAUUUUUAUUUAAUAUGAUAUUACUUUAUUAAACCUGUAUUAUUUUUAACUUAUUCCUUAAUUUAAUAGAUUUAGGAAAACUAAAAAUAUAAAUUAAUUAAAAGUUUGUAUACACUGUUUUGGAGAUUAGUUUUGUCUAUAAUGCUUAUACUUUCUUACAUGUUAUAUUAUACAAUUUAUUAUCUGCUUAUUUCUAUGACAGCUAUUUAAGCUAAUAAUUUUUCAUUUAUAUUUUAUUUAAACUUAUUUUGUUGAUUUGUAUUUGGUUCAGAUGGGAAAAUAUUCUUAUGGAGAAGUGUCAGACUGAAAGUGUAGCUAUGACUCAAUGGAAAUGUGUUUUUGUUGGUUUUUUUUUUCUACAAUUUUUGUAAACAUGGUAAAUCUCAAGAAAGAUUUGUGGGUAUAUGGGUUGAAACUGUGCAUCAUGCCCUUUAUAGUUAACUGGAAACCUUUACAUAAUUUCAUAAGAAAACAUUGGUUGUAUUAUUAUCUCUUAUUUCAGAUGGUUUGAGUAGCAUUCUAUGCUGAGUGUUAAUUAAUAUAUUUUGAAGGGUAAAUGGUUUUAUAUUUAAUGUUGUUAGAAAAGUAAAAAUAUACUUGUUAAAGAGGUGCCUUAUGAUGAUUAUUUUCAAAACUUAUGUCCCUUGUAAUUCAUGCAUAUAGGCUUAACAUAAACAUGUUUCUCUUUUUUUUAAUUUCUGAAAAUCCAUGACCUCAUUAUUUUCACAAAAAAAAAAAAUUGAAACAUAAUAAUGAAGAGGUAAAAAUUAUAUUUUUAUUAAUUUAUAAACAAAUUACUUAUACUGAAAAUGAUUGCUGUUUCAAGAGUUAUAAAAAUAUUACACUUGCUUUGUACCCUUAAACAACAUUAUAAAUUAAGCUAUUGUUUCAGUUUAAAAAAAAAAACAAUGAAAAUAAUUUUACUAGAAAUUACUUAAUACUAACCUUUUUUUCCAAAGUAAAUUGUAUUUCUAAAAUACCUAUUUUCUCAUUAAGAUGGUCACCUGUUUUAAAAGGGUGUUUCAUUUGGUAAUUAUAUAGCUAACUCAUUUCAUGUAAAAAAAAUUUAAUUGUAGAAGACAAUCAUUUAUUUUAAUACUUGUUAUGUAAUAUAAAAUUUGUUGGAGAGCACAUUUAGCAAAACUUUUGUGUUGUGAUAUGAGGUUUUAUACACACACACAUACAUAUACACACACAUAUAUA